UACCUGGUUCUGGUGAAGGGUACAACGGUAAAAAGUUCAGAUCACAUCCUUCCGCCAUAAGGCAAAUCCCCGUUGGUACAUUGGUAAAGCAAGCAAUGGUUGCUGUGCUGUGGUUUCUAAUCGUAUUAGUUGAUGUAAGCAAGUCUCUUAAAUGCACUGAGCCUGUGAGGUCUGUGAAAGGAAAGUAUCUCAGAGGUCAUGUAACUUCAAACGUUAGUACUAGCAGCCUGGGUGACUGUAUGCUGGAGUGCUUCAGUGAUCCGCAAUGUAAAAGCAUCAACUUUCGGUUUAAGUACUUACUCUGUGAACUAAACGACGCCAGUAGAAACACACACCCAUGGGAUUACAUUUCCAGCGAGGAGCAUGCGUACAGUGACAUCCAUCCUAAUGAGGUAGCAUUUCAGAGUCUGCAUUUGAACAUGACACCUUCAUGGCUUCAAGCCCAUGCUUCUUUCAUUGAUAGCAACAGCUCCCAUUCCGCAACUGCUGACCAGAUAACAUUCAACGCAGGCUCUUUAAAGAAUGCAGCCCUUUUCAAAGUUGCUUUGGUGGCCGAUGGUGUGUUGACAGAAGGAGCUUCGUUGACGGUUGAGAUGACUAUAGCAGUUAAUGCAACUUAUGGGCAGACAACCGACAGUGACCUCAGACUCGGUGUGUCGGAUGGAGGCAAAUUCAUCGGGUUUGAAAUACCAGAUCACUAUGAUUACGAAAGCAAUGGUCCUUGUUAUGGAAUACAGGCGAAGUCCGGCAGCUCUCUGAGUGACAUAAAGGCUUUAGCUAAGAACGCUGCCAUUUCACAGCCAAGUUCGUACCCAGGAUUGUUUUUCCUCACGUUAAAGUUGGAUCAGAAAUGGGGUUCAUGCAUCAUUGCUCGUGGGCAUGUCGGGGGAUUUAAUAAAACGGUUAGAUACACCGAGCAGUUGAUGCUACGCCAAGGACUUACUUUUGAAGUGUAUAAAUCGGACGAAAAGGAAAGAGCUGGUAUCAAGUAUGUCGAGGUUAGAGUGAGUAAAAAUUGAAAAACCUUAAAAAAGCUAAGCAGAUUUUGAUAAAUAAUUAAUUGAGAAAUAAUUUGAGAAAUAAUUUUGAGAAAUAAUGAAACUGAACCCUCGACCACAUUAGAAAGCUUUUAAAACGACGCAGAACAUUUUCACCAACGCAUGCGCUUUUGUUUCGAUUUCACUGCUUAACAAAAAUGGUAAAUAAUAACUUGAGCUAAUUUACGUCUUAUGGCUUAUAUACAACAUUUACAGCACUGAAUGUACGUGAAUUUAAUCGGUAGUCACGUAGUGUCUUUCAUUGCCAAUGAAAUACCUGUCGUGUUAAGUUUUUAACAUAGUUUAUUACCACAGCCCAACAGCUAACAGUGCAUUUAGCUAACAGUGCGAGCUAUUGAUGGCUCGAUAAAAUUGGUUUCAUCAGUUGUGCCGCCAGUCUUCGUUUAACCAAUAAACUACAAGCAUAAGUCCCUUCAAAAGAGCAAGCCUAAGUCUUACUUAAAAUAGUGCGAAUUUUAAUUAUGAAUAAAUGAAUAAAGAAUUCGUUUGGAACGAUGUAAACCUUUUUUAAUUCGUUCUUCACCUUGAAGUACCAAGUCCAAUUGACAAUU
Molecule: messenger RNA, 1609 nt
Organism: Stylophora pistillata
Lineage: Eukaryota; Metazoa; Cnidaria; Anthozoa; Scleractinia; Pocilloporidae
Source: RefSeq, a predicted model, not a curated record